AUGAUGUUUAUGCGGCGGUCCACGUCGUCGUUGUCGUCGACGGGGUCGAGUCCUGCGCAGCAGUCGAUGUUGGAUGCGGAUAUUGUUCGUGAGGGAUGGUUGAGGAAGAAGGGACACUUGUUUGCGACCAUCAAGUCGCGGUACUUUGUCCUGUACGCAGACGGCCACCUCGUGUACUUGAACGACGUCAAGAAGAAGAAGCAAAAGGGCUCGGUCGUGCUGGCCAUGUCGGACAUCGUCGCACCGCAUCCGACCAAGAAGAACGACAAGCUGUUUGGAUUCGACUUGAAAAAAGCAGCGACUUCCUCCGACCUCAACGCUACCAAGCCGUAUACGUUGACCAUGUUUGCGUUGACGUCAGUCGAGCGAUCGGAAUGGAUUGACGCCAUUCGCCGCGUCACGACCAUGCAAUACCCGUCCAUGGUGAUGCCGCAACGCAUGCUAUCCCUGGCUGAAACUUCGUCGACGACAGACCCUAGCAGCUCCUCGACCGUCCUUGCCGCUUCAAGCUCCCGGGAUACGUUUUGCGUCUUGAUCGAACUGGGGGAAUUGCAGCAAUUGGUGGCGCUGGCCCACACAACGUGGGACGAGGACCCUCUCAAGUGGCGCCACGACCAAUACUUGGAACUGUGUCGCAGCAUUGUGUUUACCCAUGAAAAAGCUCUGGGGGCCAACAUGAACGUCCACGACAGCCAAGUGCUUCAACAAGCACUGGCGUUGCGCUACCAAUACGAAGAUGCCCAAGCCCAAGUGCAAGCGCGUCGCUUGUCCCUGGCAGUUCCCCCCGGUCCUAUCGCGGAAUCAGUUAUUUCGACGACGCCACCGUCUACCCCGACCACGGACAUUGCACCUAAACCGCUGCCUCUAAAAGUCGCGAGGUACUUUAACACGUUGGACGCGUCGUUCGUGGCAACCUCGCCGCGAUCGAAAACCAUGGCCAAGUACCAUCAAUUGUAUCAGCAAGAAGCGCUGACAGCCAAACGUGCGUGGAAUAUCAAUCGCGACCCAUCGGACGACAUUUUAAACUGCACGGAGGGGGCUCCAAGCAGUCCGUGGACGCCAGAGAAGUUGGCGACUCUGCUCCACGACCGAUUUGAUAGAGAUCGCAUAUACACGGAUGUGGGGGAUACGCUGAUAGCUAUUAACCCCGCGCCCCGCCUGGUGCACCACGCAGCGGGCAAUUCGAUCUACGACGAAGCCACGGCCAUGUGGUACCGAGACCACGACCCCACUGCGUGCAGCCCCCAUCCUUUUGCGUUGGCCAAACGGACGCUGGCGAGUGUGCAAAACAACAAGCAAGACGAGUGCAUUGUGAUGCUGGGGGAGUCGGGCAGCGGCAAGACGGACCUGGCCAAGCAAGUGCUCAAGUACAUUGCGUUGGUUCAGCAAGCAGUCAAGCCUCCCCAGGUGCAAUUGUUUACCAGUUCCACGAAAAGUACUAUCAAAAUGCGAAGCGACGAAAGCCAUUUGAUGGAUUUGUUGCGGCUCAAACAUGUGAAUUACGAAACCAUCUACUUGGACAUUACACCCGACAGAUGGCCCGAAAUGCUGGCCAGCAGCGGCGGAAUCAAACAGUUGCCGCAACUGCACAUGAACUCACACUAUUUCGGGAACUACGACGAGUUGCAACGGCUCGAAGACGACGAGCAGUUUGUGUUUUACGUGAAAAACCCAAAUGCGGCGCGACUGACGUCGGUGCUUCUGGACGGAAACGAGCUGCUCGAAGCCUUUGGAAAUGCCAAGACGGUGCACAACCCAAACUCGUCGCGGUUUGGCAAAUCCACGUCGUUCUCUAUUCACGCGACCACGGGUCACCUCUUGGGUGGGUCGAUCCAGCCCUUCUUUUUGGAAACGUCGCGUGUGACGAGCUUGAACCCGGACGAUGCCAACUUUCACAUUUUUUACGCGCUGCUGGUCGGGGCAAGCGACGCCGUGGUUGAGGACUGUCAAUUGAAGCAUACGACCCCCGCCACGUUUGCUUACUUGGGCAAACCGUCCAAGCUCGCAUCGACCAAUGUACGCACGAGCACCACCCAAGACGACCGGGUGCGGUGGGAUCGAGUACUGCGCUGUUUGGACUUGGUGGGUGUGUCCGAAGGCGAGCGGUCGGCCAUGUUUCGCGUGCUUUCGGCGGUCUUGUAUUUGGGCAAUAUUGGGUUUGAAGAUACGCUCAACGAGUUGGGGGUCGCCACUGGAGUGCGCAUCCAAAACGACUCGGAGCUGCACAUUGUCGCAGAUUUGCUCUCGAUCCAAGCCAACGACGUGGUGCGAGUCCUAUGUACCAAGCAGUUAUCCGUGACCAAGAAGGAUGAAGUGUACGAGCUCCAAGUACAUGCCCGUCAAGCACGAAUCACAAGGGAGAGCUUUGCCAGACUGCUCUACGACAGUUUGUUCAGUGCGUUGGUGAGUCUUCUCAAUCGAAGCAGCAGGGUGCCCAAGGACAACCUCGUGCACGACAUCACGUUGGUCGACGUGUUUGGAUUUGAAGACGUUGGAACCAAUUCGUUCGAGCAACUGUGCAUCAACUACUUGACUGAGAAAUUGUCUGCUUUCGAACUCGAAUACGCUGGCGAAGUGCAAGGCGCGCUGUAUUUUGCUGAAGGCCUCGGGCGGUACUGGUCGAGCGUUUUGAAUAUAUCGGAAGGGGUUGGACUCCAAGUGAUGAGCAGUCCCGUGGGGGUGUGGGCCUGCUUGGAUGAAGCCACCGUACUGCAUGGCAACGAAGACGACCCGAAACAACUGAAAAACAGUCGGUUUGUUCGGGCCUUGUAUUCACGCAAUGCCGAUCAUCCGGGGUUGACCGUUCGCAAAGAUCCGCUCGAGUUUACUGUCAACCACCACCGGAGCUCGGUCACGUACAACGCAACGGAUUUUGUGUUGAAGAACAGCCAAGACUUCCUGCAGCCUCUACUUCACCUCAUGGCCACGUCAUCGAAUCCAUUCAUCCAGUCGCUGCAAACCCAUCAACGCUCCGUUGUAAACCAAGAAACGAAACGGCAAAGCUCGGCGGCUCGGUUCAAGGGGCAUGUGCAAGCGAUUGUGGACAAGUUGAACGUGGUCCAGCCCCGCUUUGUGCACUGCCUGCGUCCUCGGGCGUCUACUUCCAAGGACUUUACAGCGUUGGACAUGGGCGUGUUGAAGGCGCAAGUGCAGGGCCAGCUCCUGGCUCCCAUCGUCACGUAUUCGAGUCAGAUGUUUCGACAUGCAGUAGCCUUUCCUGCGUUUCAAUCGAGUUACCACAUGCUAUUUCGACAAGCGACAUGGGAUGCCGACGGCGUGGACCAAGCCCUAGAGGCGUUCGUGUCGUCGUUGCCUCUGGGAACGUCGUGCGAGUAUGCUGUGGGCACCACGACUGUGUUUUUCAACGAAGCGUUGUUUAUGGCGUUGCUGGCUCAACGAUUGGACGUUCGAUCUGCCGCGUGUAUCCGCAUUCAAGCGACGGUUCGAAUGUGGUUGGCGGCGCGAGAGGUGGCGUCGUUGCAGCUCACGACGCAGAAUUACAUUCGACAGAUCACACAAUUCUACGCCCAACACAAUCCGUCCAAGCUCGCGGAAGUGUCGUCGAUUGUGCGGACGUUUCGAGGGCGGGAAGGCGUGCUGUUUGAAAAACUCAAGCAAAAGUACACGUCGACGCAAGUGCAAAGUGCCGACGACGACACGUCCUUGGAAUCGUUUGUGUUGAAAGUGCAAUUUGAUGGCCCCACAGUGCACAAGAUGCUGUCCAACCCAAAGAUGGCGUUGUUGCUCGGCGAGCCAAACAUCCUACAAGCCCUUCGAGAACUUAGCAUCGACCCGUCAGUGAUCUACCUUCAGACGACCGACCCCGUCUUGCGCCUCUUUUACACGGAACUGCGCGCGUUUAUCACUCCCAAACCACAUCCCGAUCGUAUUCCGUACCCCGACAUGCCGCUCGACGACGCGGUACUCGUGCCAGACAGUGUCACAGAUGGAUUGUUCAAGCGUUGGCCCGGUUGCAGCUUCUUCAUCCCACAUCGGACAUGGCGCCUCAAGAUCAAGCAAUUGUCCGAGAGAUUGCUAUGGACCCCAUGUUGCUUGCCAUUUCACAUCGACAUGCCUGGAGUGCAAAGCAUGCUGCAGCGCCUUAUCCAGGACAUUGAGCACAACCCAUCGACUUUAGUGGCUGAAGCUGCCGCGGCUGCUUCACAACCUGUUGCUCUGCAAGUUCCAACCCCCCUGGACGUGCCACCACGACUUCAUAACCAACUUCCACAAGAACAAAAUCCUAUCGUACCAGUGGCUCAACCCACGACAGUUGCCAUCGACGAGCCUGUGGACACUAGUUCCGAGUCAUCAACUAGUAGUCCCGUUCAAGCGGUGGUUGGCAUUGAAAUCGGUCAAGCGGCGGCGGCGGACGCUGCCACGUCAUCCUCGAGGACGAGGAGCCCCGCCACCUCGAUGGACGUACUAGAAACUCCAAUCGUCCAGUUUCAAGACAUGCCGCUGGAGAUUGCCGUGGAAAAGCUAAUCCAAGCGAAGUUGCUGUGUCCUACAGCAGACAUGACGCUCGACGACCAGGCCAUCGUGCUCGAGAUCGCGUCAGAUCCGACCAUGCUGGCCUUCCACAUCGACCAACCCAAUGUGCAAGUGCUCUUGCGCCGCUUGUGCCGGUUGGUGGACGACAUCAUGGCUAAGUCGUCGCCACAACUGCCAGUAGUAGAUGUACCUGCUGACAUCUCCCCCACCAAAAGUCCACGUCUAUCUGAAAACACUCCAGGAACGGUCGAGUUUCAGCGUGUAAAGGUCACAAAGAAGCUGAUGAAGAAGCUCCUACAGAACGACGUGGUCAUGAGCAUGAUGGGCGAGCCCAAAGUUGUCGACUUCUUCGAAGAUUUUUCCGAAGCCAAGUCGUCAAUGCCAACCAUUUCGUUUCCAGCCCACGAGACACAACUCAUUGCAUUUUACAAGGCGGUGCUGCAACUCAGCCUAUCAUGA
Molecule: messenger RNA, 4953 nt
Organism: Aphanomyces astaci
Lineage: Eukaryota; Oomycota; Saprolegniomycetes; Saprolegniales; Verrucalvaceae
Exons: 53
Coding region: 1-4953 (1650 amino acids)
Biological process (GO): vesicle transport along actin filament; actin filament organization
Cellular component (GO): actin cytoskeleton; myosin complex; vesicle
Molecular function (GO): ATP binding; actin filament binding; microfilament motor activity
Source: RefSeq, a predicted model, not a curated record